AGUGGAUUGAACUCUAUACGUAAAGCCUUUUAAAAAAAAAGAGUUGCUUGUAUAACUCCUCUGUGUCAAAGUGUAAUCACAUUAAGGAACGGAACGUCUGACGUAAGCCGUGAGAUCGAAUAAAAGAAACUGUAAUCAGUUUACGUGGCUGAAUUGAACUUAUUAGAAAGUAGCGAUAUGGAGAACGGAAAAUACAACAUUUCAGCGUUAUCGCUUUCGAGGCCAUCAGAAGUUUUAGAAAAGUUGACGUUAACUGGAAGUUCCUUACUACUUAUCGUGGCCACAAUUGUGAAUAUACUGGCUCAUUUUGUGAUCGCCUUAAUUUUUUUAAAAUCUCGUCCUUUUCGUCAAAGCCGACAUUAUUAUAUCCUCAGUGUGGCUUUUUCAGACUUUUUCACUGGAAUGACUACCCCCUUUUUGAUCGUGGAGUCCAUGAAUUCCCGCUGGACUUUGGACCCUUAUUUGUGCCCGAUGUUUCUGGUGGUAAGGCAUUCCAUGAUGUUCAUUUCUCUUCUGAGUGUUUUGCUGUUUACUUUGGAUAGAUGGUGGAGUAUAACUUACCCAUUGUCCUAUCGAGCGCGCCAAAGCCAACAAAAAUCGGUCCUCGUUCUUAUCAUUGUCUGGAUUUUUGCAGCAAUUGUUCACAUACCUGCCAUUUUUGUAUGGAAUUCUCAGUACAUGAACAACGGAUUCAAACUGACGUUCUGCUUGUAUCCCUAUAAUUUUGAUCGAAUAUACACCAUUUCAUCGACAUUGCUCGAGUUCUUCUUGCCCAUUGCUUCCCUUUUGACUCUCAAUGUUUCAAUAUAUGUGGUAUUAGUAAGACGUCGCAAUGCCACGGAAAUUAGAAGAUCCCUCAGCACCAGUGAGAGAGCAGUCCGCAGUCGGAAAGACAACCUAUACCCUUGUUGUAUUCCAAACUGCCAUUGUAAAUCGACCAAAGCUAACAGGUUACAGCCCCGUUCGACACAAAUGGUCAAAAAUCACAGUGCCUCAGAACUACCGACGCCAGCAAACAAUAUAAGUAUUGACAGCAGAAGCAGGUCUUUAGAGGCUGUCUCGGCAGUUUCUUGUCAGUAUAAUUUUUUGCGAAAGGAAAGUGAUAACCUGGUACGAGAUUUUCUCUUACGUCAGAGCAUGAGAGCGUUGUGUUCGGUUGGUAUUCUCACCAUUUGCGCCAUUUUGUUUCGCUCACCAUACGUCAUUGCUAUACUUGUCAAUGUGUUUUCAUGUCCUGUGCCUUCGGGAAUACUGAUAUUUCUUCAGAACCUUACUGUAAUCAAUGCUUCUAUUAAUCCAUUUUUAUACAAUCUAGGAAAUAAAACUAUCAAGAAAACUAUCCGGUCCUGCAUAAAGUCUAAACUGAAGAAGACGGAUAAAUUUGGAGAAAAUUUAGCAAGCAUGUAUUGUAUUCUUGAACGAAAUGGCAAAGUUUCUACCAUCCUCAAUCAAAGAACAUAACCAUGAAAUAUUUGUUUCUGAUAUUUUAUGUUUAAAAAUGAAUUUCUUCCAUUGUGAACAAUUCAAUUUGUUACAUUCAUAUGUUAUCAUUAACAUAUUGGUGCCAUAUU
Saccostrea cuccullata (small rock oyster) is the source of this 1571-nucleotide messenger RNA. Its product is annotated as histamine H3 receptor-like. The transcript has a single exon. Lineage: Eukaryota; Metazoa; Mollusca; Bivalvia; Ostreida; Ostreidae. Gene Ontology annotation, biological process: G protein-coupled receptor signaling pathway, coupled to cyclic nucleotide second messenger; chemical synaptic transmission. The record is from RefSeq and is a predicted model, not a curated record. Bases 178 to 1461 code for a protein of 427 amino acids. Gene Ontology annotation, molecular function: neurotransmitter receptor activity; G protein-coupled serotonin receptor activity. Gene Ontology annotation, cellular component: plasma membrane; dendrite.